CGCCUUUUUAAAAUCCAAUGGAUUUGAAAAUAAAGGCCAUUGAGUAUUUUUCUAGUAACAAUGUCCUGAAAGAGUUGGAAAAAGUGUUACAAUCAAUGUUUCACGAAAAUGUUUUGGAUUAUGCAGGCUACUUAAGCAAUUAUUUCGAACACACCUCACAUAUCCCAAGGCUUAUAGAAAUCAAAGCAGAUAGAGAUUUCUCCAACAUUGCCAAAAUCUCGCGUGUUUUAUCCGUAUCAGUCCUAUGGCGUACCAAUACUCAGGUUAUUAAUAGAGUGAACUAUGCAUAUGGCUGCAGUCGUUGCAUUACCUCUGGAGUCGGUGUAAGUACAGUAAGCCCACUAGAAUUCUUGGCGUGCAUACAUGCAGUUGAGGAGAGACUUCGAGAAUGUCAUUGGUCAGCCGCAGAAAUGUUUGGAAUUGACAAUUACCUCAGGGAAUUUUAUAGUGAAUAUAGAAGUCAGUUACAAGAACAACGGAAUACAGAAAGUGGGACAGAAAUCGACAAAUUCAAUCCGAAUGAAGAUGCAUCAAAAUCUGUUUCCCUGCAGAAUGCAAAAAAGAAGACUACUAAGGAAAUUAUACCGCUGAUUCCGAAUCAAUUGGUUGCGUUAGCUCCGUUAUUGGCAACAGAUUUAACAUGGUUAUCAAUUAGCUUACAUUUAACUGCAGCAAAGUGUUCUCGACCUGUUAUUGAUUUUCAACAGUAUAUAAAAUCACUUUACAAAGAGGUUGUUACUUCAUCUUUGACUAGUACCAAUAAAUCAAACAUUCCACCUGUCACUACCAUUGGUCAUAAUGAUUUGCGGAUGAUAACAUGUCCAAUAAUUACAAUCCUCAAUUGUCCGGGACGUAUUGGAGGACUUCAACCUGGAAAAUGUCGAUUUUUACGAGAAAUUCUACUUAUUCCUAAACCAUAUUUAAAACCUAAAGAAUUGUUAGAUAAUUUGUUUACACUGAAAUCAAAAUUACAACAAGUAUUACUCAAUAAACCAAAUUUGUCACCACAAAUGAUAUGUGAGAAUGGUGCAGCAAGCGUAAAUAUUGAUAAACCAGAACAAGCGCUGGAUAUAAUUUUAGAAUGUUUAGAGCAGUUACAAUUGAAAGAAGAAUUUUAUCUUGGUUUAUACAUAGCACCGAAAGGAAUUUAUGAUACGGUAAAAGAACGCUAUGAGGUUAUCACAGGGACUUUAAAAUCUCCUGAAGAAAUGGUUAAUUUCUAUGCUGAUUUACUCACAAGAUAUUCACACAUACGUUUGUUAAUCGACCCACUGAGAGCGGAAGAUAUAGAAUCCUGGGAAUUAUUAAGAACACGCAUAUCAUUUCCUGUGUUGAUAUCAACGAGCACCACUAUUCAACCUUCAACUAAGGAUGUUAUGCCAAAUCGUUCAAAUUCAAUAGCAUCAAAAAGCUCUGCAACAGCACCACCGACAACAAUGACAACAGUCGCAACAUUUGAUGAACCUUUUAAAUUUAGUACACCAACAGGUUCAACUGUAUAUGAUUUGCUCAAUUCAAAGAAAAGGAUAACUGUAAAAAAACAAAUCUUGUUGAAAUAGAAGAUGGUACUAUUGAACCACUUCAGGAUGCUAUAUGUCAACCGAUAAAGACAAAAACUCCAAUAGAUAAACAAAGUAUAUGCUAUUCCUCUUGGUUGUUCACUUUUGACACGUGUCUAGAUUGUGUCUUUAUUACAGAGGUGAUUCAAGCAGUCUACACAUUACACAUACAAAAUCGUCAAGUUAUCCUAAGUUUGGAUAAUCUCUGUGUAGUUGAAGAUUGGCCAGUCGAUAUGGCUAUUGCCAUUGGCAUAAACUUUAUCAAAUUUUCUGGAUUGAAUGGAACAGAUAAAGUUGACAAAUUAAUUGCUUGGUACAAAUAUUAUCAAAAGUUAAUUGAUACAAAUUUACAAUAUGAAAAUGAAUGGAGAUUGUAUAACCCAUAUCUGUUUGAGAAUCCUUGAAAAAAAAGGAAAGAACAGUGGAUAGAGAGAGAGAGAGAGAGAGAGAGAGAGAGAGAGAGAGAAAGAAAGAUGAAGCAGUAAUUGAUUGGUUAUGUAAUCGUUUAUUCCUUCAUUAGUAUACAGGACAACUUUAAAGGCCACCGUAACAACGAUUGAAAUAACCAAUUAAGUUACUUCAUUUAGACUAGAAAGAAGUACUUUCAUAAAAUAGAAUAGUUUGAUUGGCUAUUUCAGUUAUUGCUACAGUGGCUUUUAAAGCUACUCCAGUAUACACCUUAAAAUAAAUCAUGUCCUACUACAAACAAACAACAGCAAAGUAUACAUUCGAAUAAACACUGUAAUGAAAAUAUCAGUUUUUAUGUUGU
This is a messenger RNA of Heterobilharzia americana, 2328 nucleotides long. Lineage: Eukaryota; Metazoa; Platyhelminthes; Trematoda; Strigeidida; Schistosomatidae. The record is from the annotation of a GenBank genome assembly.